Molecule: messenger RNA, 1668 nt
Organism: Macrobrachium nipponense
Lineage: Eukaryota; Metazoa; Arthropoda; Malacostraca; Decapoda; Palaemonidae
Product: zinc finger protein OZF-like
Exons: 1
Coding region: 1-1668 (555 amino acids)
Biological process (GO): regulation of transcription by RNA polymerase II; urogenital system development; embryo development
Cellular component (GO): nucleus
Molecular function (GO): DNA-binding transcription factor activity, RNA polymerase II-specific; RNA polymerase II transcription regulatory region sequence-specific DNA binding
Source: RefSeq, a predicted model, not a curated record
AUGGAAGGUUCAUCAUAUAAUUCUGAUUGCCUUAAUCAGAGCUCGACUCCUAAUACAGAAGAUAAGAAAAAUAAUAGUCCAGCCUUGAAUAUGAGACACUCUAAGAAUACUAUCAAUAAGGGUAGCAUGGUGGCAGAAGCUUCUCCAGGUUAUACAGACUCAACCCCUUUAGAAAAGGGUGAAACAGAUGAAGGGGAUACUGGAAAUAGUAUCAUUAAUGCAAAGGAAAUAGAUCAGGUUGGCAGUGACGAAGGUGAUUCCUCUUUUGAUAUUACGGAAGAUUCUAUUGACUCAUCUUUUGAAGAAGCAAGUAGUGGUGAAAGAAAUGAAAAGUUCACUUGUAAGAUUUGUAAGAAAGUGUUUUUUUCAAGGAGGGGAUACACAAAUCACAAGCGUAUACACAAGAGUGAUAGGCCAUUGUUAGGUGGUGAAGAGAAUGAAAGUUUCACUUGCAAGGUUUGUAAGAAAGUAUUCCUUGCUAAAAAGAUAUUCACACGUCACAUGCAGAUACACAAGAAUUCUAGACCAUUUUUGUGUGAUGUUUGUGGAAAGACCUUUGGUAGCCUUAGGUAUUUGGAUUUGCACAUUUUAACACAUACCAAAUUGAAAGAACAUACCUGUGAAGAAUGUGGUAAAAGUUUCACUCAUUAUUGGCAUUUAACAUCCCAUGCUGUAGUACAUAGUAAUGAGAAACCAUUUCAGUGUGAAGUGUGUGGUCGUAAUUUCCGUCGUAUAGCCACAUUACGUUUCCAUAAGAGAACUCACACAAAUGAGCGACCCCACAAAUGUGAUGUGUGUGGAAAAUCUUUCACCCAGCCCAGUAGCCUAAAGACACACCAGAACUUGCAUUCAGGAGACAGACCACAUUUUUGUAAUGUUUGCAAUGAAAGGUUUACAUUGAAGUCUGUUUUGCAGUCACAUAUGCGUACGCACACUAAGGAAAAACCAUUUAGUUGUGAGUACUGCAAUAAAAGCUUUGCUCAGCUUGGUGCUCUGAAGAAUCACUUGAAGACACAUGGGAAUGAUAAGACUAGAAUUUCUGUGCGUAAGAAAGAAGAUUCUUCAAGUGAUGAUGACACACCAUCCAAAGAGAAAACUAAAAAGCACCAGUGUGAACAUUGUGGCCGCUCGUUUGCUGCUAAAAACACCUUGAAAAUACAUAUGAUGAGACAUAGAGGAGAAAGACCUCAUAAAUGUAAUGUCUGCUCUAAGAGUUUCACGCAGUCAAGUACCUUGAAAAUUCAUAUGCGAACUCACACUGGUGAUAAACCAUAUGCUUGUAGUGUUUGUGAUGCUCAUUUUACUUAUAAGUAUGCUCUCCAGAAGCACUGUUUAAAACACAAAAAUACGAGAGAAUUGAGGGAUGAAGAAUGUCUGGAACAGGAAGAUAAUGGGAACAAAGUGGAAUUAAGUGAAGAAGAAGACAUUGAUACUAACCAAACAGUAUCAUGGACAGAUGAUGAAAAUGAAGUAGAGAAAAAGGAUAGUGGUGAAGUUCAACAUAAAGAAUUGAGUAAGAAUGUCAGUAGUAAUGAAAAUUAUGUUAAGGAUACAAAUGUGAAGUUUGAUGGUGGUGAAGAUCAAAGAAAAAAUAUUAAAAAUAGAACACCCAUGAACUUUUUAGCAGUAUUUCAGUCUUCUCUCAAAGCUUCUCCUGACUCUGAUUAG